This is a messenger RNA of Annulohypoxylon truncatum, 1396 nucleotides long. RefSeq lists its product as uncharacterized. The transcript is spliced from 5 exons. The coding region runs from base 346 to 1236 and encodes 296 amino acids. The record is from RefSeq and is a predicted model, not a curated record. NCBI's taxonomy places the organism in Eukaryota, Fungi, Ascomycota, Sordariomycetes, Xylariales, Hypoxylaceae.
CAGAGAUUCAAUUACCUGGGUCAUAAUCUAUCGAUGGCUGAGCUCAGCAUCUUAGUAACAUAAGCUAUAUUUACAUGGCCUGACCUAGGUAUUACCCCAGAGGUCCUGGACCCCAUCGGGCCCUGAUUGGUGUCAGAGGUAAACUCAUGGGACAAUUGAGGAGCGAAGUGUAGGGAAUAGAGAUGUUCGACUGCCAGUAUAGAAAAAUGAAGGAUUUAAAUAGAUGGGAUUCCCGCCAAGGGUUCUCAGGUUUAAGAAGCAUCACGAAAGGAUCAACUUCUAUCCCCUGCUGAUAACUGACUACCUACAUAUUGAGUUCUCAAAGCAGAAAUCUUCCUCGUAAAUAUGAAGACCACAACUGCUAUCAUCGCUACGCUGGUUUCAGCUGGCAAUGUCCAAGCUCACGUAGCCGCGUGGGUGAAGGGCAUGUACUGUCUUAACGGCACGACACCCGGACAAGAAGACCUGAACACCAACACCGCUGUCGACCCCUUAUACCAACUCCCCAAGAGCAAAUGGUGGAUGCAGGCGGAUCGCGGCUGCGACAAGUUCCCCCCGGCCGACGGCGACUCCCUCGCUCUUCCGGCCGGCGGAUCCUUCACCGUCGAGUUAGCUCACAACCGCGCUCAGACUACUCUCUCUUACGACGGAAAAUACACCUCGGAAUGGCCGGAUGGACAGCAGCACCCUGAGGAUUGGCACAGCCCGUUGCCUCCUAGCCCUGAUAAGUGUCUUGACGCUAACCCCGAUAAACUGGGUGGUGCCAUGCACACACACAACGAGACCGACUCCGCCGGUAGCGCUUUUGCUAUCUCGUAUAACUCCGAUAUCUCUAAGGUUACGAUGGAGAACCUGGCUGUUUUCACCGUCCUGCAGCAUACUCCCUGGAAACGUUUAGCGACUUACCAAGUUCCCAAGGACCUACCUCCGUGCCCCGAAGGUGGUUGCUACUGUGCAUGGCUCUGGGUACCUAACGGAUGUGGUCAACCCAACAUGUACAUGCAGAACCUGAGGUGCCAUGUAACCAACUCUCAAUCCACCAAGAAGGUUGCUGCUGCUAAGGCCCCGGUGUACUGCGACAGCGCCAGUGGUACACCAUGCGUUAAGGGUGCCAAGCAGAUGGUCGCUUGGAACCAGGCCGAUGGUAACAACGUCGUACCCCCCGCCGGAGUUUACCCAGGCUACAAUGAGAAGAUGGGCUGGUCAAACGGUGCCCAAGACGACAUUUUCGAGUAAUGCUCCUGACGGCCUUGUACAUAUGAACAACGGCCACUCUGGAUAUUCAUUUUAGUGAGAAUGGAUGGUUAUUCUUUCGUCUGUUCGCUCUAAAAAGAAUCCCUGAAGUCAAAGUUAGAGCUGCUCGUUGUCAUCAUGGGUACAGCUAGAUGAUUUCUAU